AUGAACUCCCUCCUUGCGCUUGCUGUGCUCUUCGUGUGGGGCAUGGUGGCAGCGCACGGGAACAUCUGGGACCUGCAGCGCAUGAUCACGAAGGCAACGGGGCGCGCCGCAGUGCUGCAUUACUCUUUCUACGGGUGCCACUGCGGCUGGGGGGGCCGCGGGGGGCGUCAGGGCUCCUGGUGCAGCCAGCUCUCCUGCGAGUGCGACCGCAGCCUAGCGCUCUGCCUGCGGCGAAGCCUCGACAGCUACAGAGCCCGCUACCGCUUCUACCCCAAGCACAAGUGCCGGUAG
This is a messenger RNA of Struthio camelus australis, 291 nucleotides long. The record is from RefSeq and is a predicted model, not a curated record. Lineage: Eukaryota; Metazoa; Chordata; Aves; Struthioniformes; Struthionidae.